This is a messenger RNA of Homarus americanus (American lobster), 1122 nucleotides long. Its product is annotated as velvet complex subunit B-like. Lineage: Eukaryota; Metazoa; Arthropoda; Malacostraca; Decapoda; Nephropidae. The record is from RefSeq and is a predicted model, not a curated record. The transcript has 3 exons. Bases 29 to 985 code for a protein of 318 amino acids.
ACGCGGCUCUCUCCCCCCGACAGCAGCGAUGAAGUAUUUGGUGAUCGUGUUUCUGGCGGCUGCCGCUUGCGCUUCUGAAGUGGAGAAGCGAGAGGCGGAGCCUAGUACUGGUUACCAUAGUUCUGACUUAUACCACCCCUAUGGCAGCCAUGGUAGCUAUAAGAGCUACCACAAGAGGUCUGCCGAGCCUGAGGCAGAACCUUCCUACGGGGUCCAUCAGAAAUCUAAAUAUGAUCAUUCCUCCUACCCACCGUACCACGUCCAUCCCUACCACAAGAGGUCUGCCGAGCCUGAGGCAGAACCUUCCUACGGGGUCCAUCAGAAAUCUAAAUAUGAUCAUUCCUCCUACCCACCGUACCACGUCCAUCCCUACCACAAGAGGUCUGCCGACCCUGAGGCAGAACCUUCCUACGGGGUCCAUCAGAAAUCUAAAUAUGAUCAUUCCUCCUACCCCCCGUACCACGUCCAUCCCUACCACAAGAGGUCUGCCGACCCUGAGGCAGAACCUUCCUACGGGGUCCAUCAGAAAUCUAAAUAUGAUCAUUCCUCCUACCCCCCGUACCACGUCCAUCCCUACCACAAGAGGUCUGCCGACCCUGAGGCAGAACCUUCCUACGGGGUCCAUCAGAAAUCUAAAUAUGAUCAUUCCUCCUACCCCCCGUACCACGUCCAUCCCUACCACAAGAGGUCUGCCGACCCUGAGGCAGAACCUUCCUACGGGGUCCAUCAGAAAUCUAAAUAUGAUCAUUCCUCCUACCCCCCGUACCACGUCCAUCCCUACCACAAGAGGUCUGCCGACCCUGAGGCAGAACCUUCCUACGGGGUCCAUCAGAAAUCUAAAUAUGAUCAUUCCUCCUACCCCCCGUACCACGUCCAUCCCUACCACAAGAGGUCUGCCGAGCCUGAACCAGAGGCCGACCACAGCUCCAGCUACGUCCCCCAGCCCUUUUACCAUCACCCCAACCAUCACUAUGGUUACCACUAAGCCCGUGACAAUGACCACGCCCACCAGCAAGACACCAGGACCCACCUAGACUUCUCCAUGAUUCUCAUAUACUCUAUGAUAGAUUAAAUUCCCUUAUUUCUUCUUUGCGAAAUUUUGAAAUAAAUCGUAUUUUGGGA